AUGAGCAUGGCUCUUCUGGGUUGUCAUGCCAUCCCAACACGAACAAAAAUCCUUUUGGACCGUAUCUGGUCAUCUAGCCGUCUUCAAGUUGAUUUGACUCAAUUUCUCCUCUCUUUUGGUUGGACCCUUCAAGACUACACACGUGGAUACAUGUUGACCGAUCACAAGGGUCAACUACGAGAUCGAUGGGUAAGUUGCCGUGUAGAAGAAGAAGCCCUUAUAAUCCAACAGUUUCUACGCUUCCUUGAGACUCGUCACCUUGCUCACGAUAUGCUUGUCAGUCUGGAAGCCGAGAAAUCGGCAUUCCCAAUCGAACUUAACCUCCCACCUACAGCAGACCACCUCUUCGGCCCCCUACUACAGUGCGUCGCUAAGCCACAGGAGACGACGAAGAAGGAGGAGGCAGAGGUGACAACAACAGUGCCUUCCUUCUCCACCCCUAACCUAGCCUCCGAGUUGAGCACUCGUUUCGUCGCGGCGAUGGCGGCAGCAGCUCUGACUUCCAAAGUGUCCUUCCCGAAACUACCUGUUAUGCCCCCACCCUUACCUCCCUUGCCCUCCACAGGGUGGUGUGGUAAGAGUGAGGGUGGAGCACAAAUUUCAGGCGAUAUCGGAGCGAUUCCGGAGCUAACGUUUCCACCACCCGCACCUCCACCACCUCCACCACCUUUGUCAGCGUUCGCAGCUACAGUGAUGGAUGCGGCAGACAUAACUGGUGGAGCCUUUAAGGUCAACGAGAGGAAGAAGUCACUUACAGAUUGCAAAGCGGAGGCGAUUUCAGGUCUAGACUAUGUAGCCGACUUCUCUAUCACGUCCACUACUGCGGCCGCCGCCACCAGCAUCGGAGGCAAACAGCAAAGAUCCACCCGCGCGACAUCGAACAGGAAGACGCCAGCCUCGGAGAACAAGCGGCAGCAACACAACAAUGGGAGUCAUUUUGUCUUCAGCGAAUGCAAACAGGAUACAAAACAAGCAUUAAAUGCAGUAUCGCCAAUGUCAGCGCCAGCAGCAGCGUUGAUUUUGACGGGUCGCAACAAGAAGCGCGUUCUCUGCACCACUUGCAAGAAGUCAUUUUGUGACAAGGGAGCCCUGAAAAUCCACUAUAGUGCUGUACACUUGCGAGAGAUGCACAAAUGUACCAUCAAGGGCUGCAAUAUGUGGUUCAGCUCAAGGCGAAGUAGAAACAGACAUUCCGCUAAUCCCAAUCCACGUCUCCACAUGACACAUUCGGGGAAAAAGUUGCCGGAUAAUGCCACUAUUGUGGAUGAUGGGAGCGACCAUUUUGACUUUAUUGCCCCAGGUCAGGGAGUGUUACAGCGCAGUCAAAUGCCUAGUGCAGUGCUCAAUCCACCUAUCCUUUCACCAUUCACGAAGAAUACCACUCCAUCGGCAACAAUAAUGACAUCAACCACCACGCCCACAGCACCGACGUCACCAUCCAGCAUUCCACUGAACCUCUCCGACCCCUCGCUCCACCUGCCACCAGGGGUGUGCCAGGUUGCCGAAGUCUCACGUCGACAGACCUCUGCGUCCAGUGAUGAGGGCGGUGAUGAAGGCAUCUACAUCUCCGAGAGAGGACAAAUGGAGGAUGAAGAAGAAGAGGGCGGAGACACUGAGGAAGGCGAAUCAAUGGUGGUUGGCCACUCCAAUCACCGCUCACCAGCCACUGAGUUCUCUGCCUCCAAUCUGGCCCAAUCAUCGCCCUCCCCACCCUCCUCUCUCCACUUUGGGGGUUCGCCGCCCCGCAGUGAGGAAGGCAAAGCGACUGGUGGUGUGCUCAUGGCUUAG
Messenger RNA from Echinococcus granulosus, 1788 nucleotides. RefSeq names its product Zinc finger protein basonuclin-1. The record is from RefSeq and is a predicted model, not a curated record. The transcript has 5 exons. Bases 1 to 1788 code for a protein of 595 amino acids. Lineage: Eukaryota; Metazoa; Platyhelminthes; Cestoda; Cyclophyllidea; Taeniidae. Gene Ontology annotation, biological process: regulation of DNA-templated transcription. Gene Ontology annotation, cellular component: nucleus.